AACAAAACCGGAGCCCAAGUUCUUGUUAUCCAAUCAAAGCUUGGCCGCAUUCGGUUACCUUCAUAUCUCAACGUCUCAUUUCAGUUUACACUGUUUACUAUUCUUAUUCAGAGGUUGAAAGUUUCGUGGUGAAGAUGGGAGUACCGAAAUUUUACCGAUGGAUUUCUGAGCGUUAUCCUUGUCUCAGUGAAGUUGUCAAAGAACAUCAGAUUCCAGAGUUUGACAAUCUUUAUCUGGACAUGAACGGCAUCAUCCAUCAGUGCUCUCACCCCAACGAUGAAGAUGUCCACUUUAGAAUAUCUGAGGAAAAGAUUUUUGCUGACAUCUUCCAUUACUUGGAGGUGCUCUUCAGGAUCAUCAAGCCACGCAAGGUCUUCUUCAUGGCCGUUGACGGUGUGGCGCCACGGGCAAAGAUGAACCAACAGAGAGGACGCAGAUUCAGGUCCGCCAAAGAAGCAGAGGAUAAAAUAAAAAAAGCACUAGAUAAAGGAGAGGUACUUCCCACAGAAGCUCGCUUCGAUUCUAACUGCAUAACUCCCGGCACUGAUUUCAUGGCGAGACUUCAAGAGCAGCUCAAGUACUUUGUCCACAACAAACUCUCCACUGACAAGAUGUGGCAGAACGUCAGAGUCUACUUGUCUGGUCAUGAGACGCCAGGGGAGGGAGAACACAAGAUCAUGGAGUUCAUACGCUCUGAGAACGGCAAACCCAGUCACAAUCCCAACACCCGACACUGCCUGUAUGGCCUGGACGCGGACCUGAUCAUGUUGGGUUUAACCAGCCACGAGCCUAAUUUUUCCCUGCUCAGAGAGGAGGUCCGCUUUGGAGGGAAGAAGUCCCAGAAAAGGAUAACAGCUCCAGAGGAGACGACAUUUCACCUGCUCCACUUGUCUCUGAUGAGGGAAUACAUAGACUAUGAGUUCUCAGAUCUAAAGAAACACUUGGGUACUGAUUAUGACCUGGAGCGAGUAAUAGAUGACUGGAUCCUAAUGGGCUUCCUUGUUGGAAAUGAUUUCAUCCCUCACCUUCCUCAUCUUCACAUUAACCACGAUGCUUUGCCUUUGUUGUACAAGACUUACAUCAGUGUGCUACCCAGCCUGGGCGGUUAUCUGAAUGAGAAUGGUCACUUAAACCUCAGAAAUUUUGAGAAGUACCUGCAGAAACUUGCUGAGUUUGACCGGGAACAUUUUAGUGAGGUUUUUGUGGACUUGAAGUGGUUUGAGAGUAAAGUCGGUAACAAAUAUCUGAAUGAGUCGGCCGGUCUGGCAGCCGAGAGAGAAGCUGCCAGUAAAGAAGCCAACAAGAACGAGGAAUCUGCCCUCAGUCUCUCUGCCGUCACCCCCUCCGAAAAAAAGAUUGCUGGGGGAAAAGAGUUGGCUGCAGACGAGGAUGAAGAGGACGACAUGUUUGAAACGGAAUUCCGACAGUACAAGCGCAUGUACUAUAUGUCCAAGAUGGGCGUGGACGUGGUGUCUGAUGAGUUUCUGGCAGCACAAGCUAAGUGUUACGUGGAAGGUAUCCAGUGGAUUCUUCACUAUUAUUACCAUGGAGUUCAGUCCUGGAGCUGGUACUACCCUCACCACUAUGCUCCGUUCCUGUCUGACAUCAGGAAUAUUUCUGAGCUGAAGCUGACCUUUGACUUUGGAAAACCCUUCAUGCCCUUCCAGCAGUUGUUGGCAGUGUUGCCUGCUGCCAGCAUGGCACUGCUGCCUGAAUGCUACAGGCACCUGAUGACCAGUGAAAACUCUCCCAUUAUUGAGUACUAUCCUCUGGACUUCAAAACGGACCUGAAUGGCAAACAGCAGGAGUGGGAAGCUGUGGUGCUCAUUCCCUUCAUAGAUGAGAGGUGCCUGCUAGCAGCCAUGGAGCCGUUCAACGAAAAGAUGACACAAGAGGAGAAAAACAGGAAUCGACACACAGAGUGCGCCGUCUAUUCGUAUGACCCAGAAGUGGACUUCACAUACCCCUCCUCUGCACCCCAGCUGUUCCCAGACAUCACCCACUGCCACGUCAGGAAAGCGCACAUCAGCAUGGAUGCUUGGCAAGUACCUUUGGACCACGUCAGUAAGCGUGCUGACCGCUCAGCUCUGUACUUCUGUGGCUUCCCCACCCUGUGGCACAUCAAACACAAGUUCUUUAAGAAGAAGAGUGGGGUGGUGGUGUUCCAGCAGAGCAGCAGAGGGGAGAACAUGAUCCUGGAUAUCCUCCGCAGCCAGGAUGUGGAAGUAAAUUGUGAAGACGUUGCCUCACAAGUGCUGGGGAAGCCUGUGUUUGUCAACUGGCCCCACUUGGAGGAAGCUCGCAUAAUUGCAGUUUCAGAUGGCGACACAAGAUUUGCUCUAGAGGAACCUCCUGGAGUCCAAAAUGUGUACGACAGGCCGUCCACUCCCCCCCCGACCAAAGUCUCUUUUCUAUCUGACAAGGAGCAGAAGGACUGGGUGAAGGACGUCCAGGGAAUCACUGAACAUUUCAUGAAAAGAAAAGGCAUCAUAGUGAAUGAGACAGAGGUGGUUUUGUAUGGACAGCUGCUGACGGGGAGGAAGUAUGUCCCUAAAUCCAAUGGAGUGGUGGAACUGGAGAAGCAGUGGGCCAAACAGGUCCUCCCUUUUGCCUACCAGACAGUGGUUAAGGACAUCAAGGCUUUUUAUUCAUCCCUGACCUGCUUCACGAGCUUGGACGAGCUUUUUCCUCCAACAACCACCGUCUUCAUGGUGGGAACUCCGUACUAUGGCGCCAUGGGAGAGGUGCAGGAUUCUCAAGAUGUCAUUAAAGACGGUCGCAUACGAGUAGUCUUCAGUGUCCCUCAUGAGCCACAGAUGGAGCAUUUAAUCCAGAAUCAACAUAAAUACUCUGUUAAGUACUGUCCCGGGUACGUCUUGGCCUCUCGCCUGGGCAUCAGCAGCUACCUCGUCUCUCGCUUCUCUGGAAGCAUCUUCAUCGGCAGAGGCUCCAAAAGGAAUCCCUGUGGGGAGCAGAAAGCCAACGUUGGCCUGAACCUGAAGUUCAACAAGAAGAACGAGGAGGUUCCUGGAUACACCAAGAGAACGGAGAAAGAGUGGCUGUACUCUGCUGCUGUUGAGGAGCUGCUAGCUGAGUACCUGGACAGAUUUGCGGAGGUGUUUGACUUGGUGUCCAGAAACAGCCAUGAUGAUGUUUUCUAUGAGGAUGACAUCUGGCCCGGACAGGAUCAGAACGGGGCAGAGAAAGUGGCUGAAAUCACCUCCUGGCUAAAAGGUCAUCCAGUCAGCUCCAUCAGCAGGGCGUCAUGUGACCUCCAAGUGCUGGAUGCUGCUAUUGUUGAGAAGAUUGAGGAGGCAGUAGAGAGGACCAAGGUGAGGAAGACCACCAAGAAAGUCCGAGUGACAGUCAAGCCUCAUCUCCUCUUCCGGCCUCUGGAGCAGCAGCAGGGCGUGGUUCCAGACCCGGACGCCGAGUACCGGCUGUUCGACCGAGUCAUCAACAUCAGGGAGAGCUUCACCGUCCCGCUGGGACUCAGAGGAACAAUCAUCGGCAUUAAAGGAGCGGAGCGGGAGGCCGAGGUCCUGUACGAAGUGCUGUUUGACGAGGAGUUUGCAGGCGGUCUUAACAUCAGGUGUGCGUCGCCGCGUGCCUACCGCCUCCCUCCCUGUGCUCUCAUUAACCUUUCCCACGGAGCCCGACUGGACCACCACUCAUACAAGCUCACCGCCAUCGUCAAACCCCAGCCCUCCACUUCUGCCAACUCCAGCUCCCAGCGUCAGCUCACAGGCCUCAACCACUCGCCCCGCUCGCCCUUCAUACCCACACAGCAUAAUAACAAACAGGGCAACAGGAGCUCUCCAGCUAAAGGUCCCAACCAGAGACAGCAGGCUAAGGCAAGUGGUAAAGAGGAGUACAGUAAUGUGUGGGAGUCCCUGCAGAAGACGGGGCCUCCUAACAGACCCCCCGCCCAGUGGCAGAGCAAUACUCCAGCCGGAGGCAUCAGGCUGCUGAAGAAAAAUGAAGAUGCCAAGUCCCUUUUUCCCUCCAACAGCAUGUCUAAUCAGGCUUCGAAUGAAUUUGAGGACCUCCUUGCCAACCUGAUGAUCUCCAAGAGCCCCCAAACCAUGCCCCCUUCUGCUCCCCCGCAGGAAGCACAAAACCAGUCCGAUGGGCCGCUGUCUCCGCAGUCCUUCGCCAUGAAGGGAACGCUGGUGUUGAAGGAGAUGCUGAAGAUCGACGGUGGUGGACAGGGCAGCCGGUCCCCCCAGGAGGCCGCCCACAGCGCCGGCCAGCAGCAGAGCAGGAGACGGUCCUCCAAGAAACUAGCUGCCAAGCUGAACGCCCCCCAAAGCGAGGCGGCCCCCCUGCCCUCCACGCCGCCCGCCGGCUCCUCCGGCCCCGCCCUGACCAGUAAGGUGUCCGACCUGGCCUACGUGUGCGCGGGGAUGGGGAUGGCGCCGCCCGACUUCAGCUUCAUAGGAAACAGACAGCAGCCUUUGUCCCCUCAGGGUCUGGUGGUGUGUCAGGUCAAGCUGUCCAACGGGCUGAUGGUUCACGGUCCACAGUGCCAGUCAGAACACGACGCCAAGGAGAGGGCCGCCUUCUUUGCCCUUCAGAGACUGAACUCUGUGGGGUCGGGCUUCCCCCUCCCGCCCCCUGCUCUGUACCCAGGUAUGGGUCAGAUACGACCGCCGCCCAUAGCAGGCAUGACACCCGUCUUCAACCAGCAAGGUGGUUUGCUGCUGCCUCACCAGGGUUACGGCCCCGCCCCCAUGUGGGGAAUGGCUCUGCCCCCGCACCACCACCCCACCCAGCCGUUCUACGGGGCAGCGGGGACCUUCCCCGGCGCCGCCCGCUCCCAGCCGGCCAGCUCUGUCCCCAUUGGCUCGCACAACCAGUUCAUCCCCUUACAGGUGACCAAAAAGCGAGUGUCCGCCAACAAAAAGAACCACGAAACCCGAGAGUUCUACAGCGCCGCCCAAACCUUCGCCAAGAACCAGACGCAUAGAGUCCAGAACCAGAACUCUGGUCAGCAGCAGGCCCAGAGCCAAGCGCACCCGUCGCACCAACACAACAGUGACGCGUCCUCGUCCAAUCCCGGUUUGCCCGACGCCGUUUCCGCGGCAACAGCAGCACCACACACACCACCUCGGCAAAACACGCCGGCAUCAGGACACACCCCAGGCUCCGCCUCCAAGAGGAGGCACAGGAAGUUAGCCGUCAACUUUGAGGCUGCUAAAGUGUCGGAGUGAGCUGUGUGUGUGUGCGUGUGUGUGUGUGUGUGGGAG
Messenger RNA from Menidia menidia (Atlantic silverside), 5249 nucleotides. The record is from the annotation of a GenBank genome assembly. Lineage: Eukaryota; Metazoa; Chordata; Actinopteri; Atheriniformes; Atherinopsidae.